AUGAAAGCAGUUGCUCCUCAAUAUAAAAUACCAAGUAGAAAAGGUCUAAGACGAUGGUUGGAUAAUAAAUAUGAGGUUGUUUCAGAAACUUUUAAAAAGAAAUUGUCUUCGAUAGAAGACUUAACCAUGACGACAGAUAUUUGGUCUGAUACAUUAAAUAUGAAAAGUUUUAUAGGCGUAAAUGUUCAUUUUGAAAUAGAAAUUGGACUCAUUUUAGUUACUCUCGGCGUAUACGAACUCGAUGAAAGACAUACGUCACAAUAUAUUUCUGAAAUGCUUUUAAAAACUUGUGCAGAAUGGGAUAUUAACAAAGAUAAUGUGACGGCUUUUGUAACCGAGAAUGCUGCCAAUAUGGUGAAAGCUGUAGAAUUGACGUUUCGUAAAAAGAAAUACAUUCCAUGUUUGGCUCACGCGUUAAAUUUGGUGGCUGAGGGCACAACGGCAUGCACCGAGUGGCAAAAAAUUAUUACUAAAAUUAAAGCAAUUCUGACCCGGUUCGAACAAAGUUGCGUUGCUAGUGACGAAUUGCGCAAAGCUACUUCUACUGAGACAACUUAUACAAAGCGUACCGACGCGCUGGAAUAG
This is a messenger RNA of Parnassius apollo (apollo), 585 nucleotides long. Lineage: Eukaryota; Metazoa; Arthropoda; Insecta; Lepidoptera; Papilionidae. The record is from the annotation of a GenBank genome assembly.